CAAGGAUAUUAGACCUCACCGUAGAGAUCAUCUCCUUGAUAACUGGAGAGGAUUACACAGUAGUGAAGACGUCAUCAGGAGGAUGGAGCAGGAUCCAGAGCCCCAUCACCGAGCCUCCACCUCAUUCCCUGACACAUGAGCAGCAGAUCCUAGAACUUACCACCAGGAUCACUGAGCUGCUGAGCGGAGAGGUUCCUAAAAGGUGUCAGGAUGUAGCUGUUUAUUUCUCCAUGGAGGAAUGGGAGUAUUUAGAAGAACACAAGGAUCUCUACAAGGACGUCAUGAUGGAGAAUCACCAGUCCCUCAUGUCACCAGAUGGGACCAGUCAGAGAAAUCCACCAGAAAAAUGUCUUAGAUACCAGGAUUGUCCAGGAGAAAAGCAGAAUGUCCCACUGGAUUAUCAGGAGAGUUCUGGUGGAAAGACGAGUGGACUUGAAAAUCCAGUAACAGUGUUCGUAAAUGGUAAAGACGGGAUGAGAGUAUAUCAUAAGCAUCUCCAUUUAUUUCCCUAUCAUGAAGUAAAAGAUAACACCACACAAAAUAAUUCAAAAACUCCUAAUGUACCCACAGUCCUUCACAACAGGGAUCUAUCCACUAAUACUGCUGGUCACAAGAAACCUUCAUUGAAUCCAUCACUGAUUGGUAAAACAAGAACUAAACAGAAGUGUGGAAAAAUAUUUCCUUGUGAAAAAGAUUUUAGCAAGAAAUCUAAUUUUUUUUUAUAUGAGAGAAAUUGCAAAGACAAAAUGUCAUUUUCGUGCUCAGAAUGUGGAAAAUCUUUUACCAUGAAAUGUGUUCUAGUUGCACAUCAGAGAAUUCACACAGGGGAUAAGCCAUUUUUAUGCCCAGAAUGUGGGAAAUGUUUUAGUCAGAAAUUAAGUCUUGUUACACAUCGGAGAACUCACACAGGGGUGAAGCCAUUUAUGUGUCCUAAAUGUGGUAAGAUUUUUAGGACGAAAUCAUUGCUUAUACAACAUAUAAGAACCCACCCAGGGGAGAAGCCAUUUUCUUGUUCAGAAUGUGGGAAAUGUUUUGAUCAGAAAUCAUAUCUUGUGAAACAUUUAAGAAUCCACACAGGAGAAAGGCCAUUUUUAUGUCUUGAAUGUGGGAAGUGUUUUACUCUGAAAAAAGGUUUUGUUAGACACCAGAGAACUCACACAGGGGAGAAGCCAUUUUCAUGUCUUGAAUGUGGGAAGUAUUUUAGUCAGAAAGUAAGUCUUGUUAAACAUCAGAGAACUCACACAGGGGAGAAGCCAUUUCCAUGUCUUGAAUGUGGUAAGUGUUUCAGUUGGAAAUCAGAACUUGAAAUACAUCAGAGAAUUCACACAGGGGAGAAGCCAUUUUCUUGUCUUGAAUGUGGCAAGUGUUUCAGUCAGAAAUCAUGUCUUGUUAAUCAUCACAGAACUCACACAGGGGAGAAGCCAUUUUCAUGUCUUGAAUGUGGGAAGUAUUUUAGUCAGAAAGUAGGUCUUGUUAAGCAUCAGAGAACACACACAGGGGAGAAACCAUUUUCAUGUCUUGAAUGUGGAAAGUAUUUUAGUAGGAAAGUAGGUCUUGUUAAACAUCAGAGAACUCACACAGGGGAGAAACCAUUUCCAUGUCUUGAAUGUGGUAAGUGUUUCAGUGUGAAAUCACAUCUUGAAAUACAUGAGAGAAUUCACACAGGGGAGAAGCCAUUUUCUUGUCUUGAAUGUGGCAAGUGUUUUAGUCAAAAAUCAUAUCUUGUUAAUCAUCACAGAACUCACACAGGGGAGAAGCCAUUUUCAUGUCUUGAAUGUGGGAAGUAUUUUAGUCAGAAAGUAGGUCUUGUUAAACAUCAGAGAACUCACACAGGGGAGAAACCAUUUUCAUGUCUUGAAUGUGGGAAGUAUUUUAGUAGGAAAGUAGGUCUUGUUAAACAUCAGAGAACUCACACAGGGGAGAGGCCAUUUCCAUGUCUUGAAUGUGGUAAGUGUUUCAGUGUGAAAUCACAUCUUGAAAUACAUCAGAGAAUUCACACAGGGGAGAAGCCAUUUUCUUGUCUUGAAUGUGGCAAGUGUUUCAGUCAGAAAUCAUGUCUUGUUAAUCAUCACAGAACUCACACAGGUGAGAAGCCAUUUUCAUGUCUUGAAUGUGGGAAGUGUUUUAGUAAGAAAGAAGGUCUUGUUAAACAUCAGCGUACUCACACAGGGGGGAAACCAUUUUCAUGUCUUGAAUGUGGAAAGUGUUUUAAACAGAAAGCAGGUCUUGUUAAACAUCAGAGUACUCACACAGGGGAGAAACCAUUUUCAUGUCUUGAAUGUGGAAAGUGUUUUAAACAGAAAGCAGGUCUUAUUAAACAUCAGAAAGCUCACACAGGGGAGAAGCCAUUUAUUUGCCUUGAAUGUGGGAAGUGUUUUGGUGUGAAAUCAGUGCUUAAAAUACAUCUCAGAGUUCAUACAGGGGAGAAGCCAUUUUCAUGUUCAGAAUGUGGGAAAUCUUUUAGCCAGAAAUCUAGUCUUGUUAAGCACGAGAGAACUCACUCAGAGGAGAAGCCAUUGUAAUGUUCAGAUUGUAGAACAUAUGACAGAUGUUGAGGUUCAUUGUGAAAACUUCUGCCCAAUUAUGCCUUUUGAUGUAUGACGAAAGGGUUGUCUGGUUUCCCAUAUUGAUGACCUAUCCCCACAACAGGUCAUCAAUAUCAGAUUUGCAAGCGCCUGACUCUCAACAACCCCGAUAAUCAGUAGAGACUGCAGCACUUGUACAAAUGCUGUGGUUUCUUCACUGUUUACCUGAUAUGCCAUCAGCACUGCAGGAGCCAUACAGAGAAGUUACAGCUUCUCUGUUCCACUCACUUUAAUGGAAUUGAGACGUUGCCGUUACAGUGAGCGACAGCUGUAGUGUUGUCAGUUGUGCUUGUAAACAAUGAAGGGACUGCAGUGCUAAGGGUUCCCUUAGUCGGGCCCCUGCUGAAGUAAUCUUGAUAGUAUGCCAGAUGUCUACUUUCAGAAAAUAUAUGGUUAUUCACAAUGUUGAAUGGAGUUUCCCUCUGUAAUGAUCAUCCUGUUUUCUUCAUAUGCCAUAAUAAUAUAGUAGGAAAGAUCUUUCCAUAUUGUUUCAUUAUAUUUCUAGUUUUUAUACAUGAUUUAUGUGUUGUGGUCAGGUUUCUUACCUGAAAAUAAAA
Bufo gargarizans (Asiatic toad) is the source of this 3142-nucleotide messenger RNA. RefSeq names its product oocyte zinc finger protein XlCOF6-like. NCBI's taxonomy places the organism in Eukaryota, Metazoa, Chordata, Amphibia, Anura, Bufonidae. The transcript is spliced from 6 exons. Gene Ontology annotation, molecular function: DNA-binding transcription factor activity, RNA polymerase II-specific; RNA polymerase II cis-regulatory region sequence-specific DNA binding. Bases 231 to 2522 code for a protein of 763 amino acids. Gene Ontology annotation, cellular component: nucleus. Gene Ontology annotation, biological process: regulation of transcription by RNA polymerase II. The record is from RefSeq and is a predicted model, not a curated record.